Molecule: messenger RNA, 357 nt
Organism: Bactrocera latifrons
Lineage: Eukaryota; Metazoa; Arthropoda; Insecta; Diptera; Tephritidae
Gene: Fs(2)Ket
Product: importin subunit beta
Biological process (GO): protein import into nucleus
Cellular component (GO): cytoplasm; nucleus
Molecular function (GO): small GTPase binding; nuclear import signal receptor activity
Source: RefSeq, a predicted model, not a curated record
UAGUAAGCUACGAGCAGUGUGGAGCCUACACAGGCAAUCGUCACGGCAAUGCAGAUAGUAUUCUAUAAAUGCUAUCCUGUCGAGAUGCCCCAUAAGGUUGCCUCUGUUUUGCGCGAGUGGUUGUCGAUUUGGUUUUAGAUGCUUUACAAUUCCAUUUAAGAAGGCUAUACUAUUUUACUCAUUUUGUAUCUUAAUUUGGAGAUAAAUAAACGCUAAGUUCUUGAAAAGUUCUAGUAAUAUUUGUGUUUAAUAACCACGAAUAGAUUGAGAGGAACGAAAUAUACAAUCAGCCGUUCAAAAUGAAUCCUCAAGUUACUCUUCAUUUGAUUAGAGUCUUGGAAAAAACUGUUUCGCCAG